AAGGGCUUGCCGAUCUCCCGAAGCCCCCUCUCGAGCUUUAUGCGCGAGCGCGGAGCGCGAGAUCUGAGCCGGGGGACGCUGCUGUGUAAGGUGUUAUCGGCUUAAAGAACACAGGAGCACCCCUCGCGGUGCAAACGGGUUUGCGUGACAGUUGUUGCAUGCGCAUUGCACGCCUCUGCCGUUAAAUUCGACCAUGCAGAAUUAGACCGCAUCAUUUGCCGACCGCUUCCAUCAAGACUGGACUGAAGCUCAGACACCCCUGCACCUGCUCCUGCCCCCCUGCUGAAGCCCCUCCCACUGCGUCCUCUGGAGGCGUGUCCUUCCUGAGCUCCGCCCCCUCGUGCUCCUGCUGUUCUGUUUCAUACGUCCACCUGCAUCAGGCCCUCCUGAGGAGUCAUGACGGACACGGUCAUGGGCCAUAAUUCAGGCCGGUGGGUUCAGAAUGACAGACAGAUGGGAGUGAUUGACAGUAACAAAGACCAGGGUGGCUGGGCGGCAGAGCCUGGGGCGGGGCCUGAGCUGACGGACGAGGAGAAGGAGAUCAUCAACAGCGUGAUCGCCCGCGCGGAGAAGAUGGAGGCCAUGGAGCAGGAGAGAAUAGGCCGCCUGGUGAACCGGCUGGAUGACAUUAAGAAGACGGUGUGUGGGGACGGGGUGUCCCGCUGCCUGCUGUGUGGGGAGCAGCUGGGGGUCCCGGGGGUCAGCUCGGUGGUUUGUGAGGACUGCAAGAAGAACAUGUGCACCAGGUGUGGGGUGCAGAAUCACUGCCGCCCCAGAACCAUGUGGCUCUGCAAGAUCUGCAGCGAGCAGAGAGAGGUGUGGAAGCGUUCUGGCGCCUGGUUCUUUAAGGGUCUGCCCAAGCAGUUCCUGCCCUCACCGAUGCCCGUCUCCAAACACAGGGACCCCAGCCCGCAAAAGGCACCCGUCCCAUCCGAGACCCCCACCAGCGCCCCCAGUGGUGUGGAGAACCAGCCCCCCAGCGUGCAACGGCCAACGGCAGAGUCCUCUGGACGAGGGGGGGCUCGGCCUCCUGUGGCCCCGAAGCCCUCUGAGUCGUGGGCGGGGCCCAGCGAGGAAGGCGACGCCCAGCCCAGUUCUGUGGUGAUGAAGAAGGCCGUCCCACUCCAGAGCUCCAGACCCCCCACUGCGGCCCCCGCCGCAGCCCAGCAGGCUCAGCCUGAGGCGGAGAGAGGCUACUCCAGCAUGGCCCAGAGGGAGGAGAGAGCGCCCCCUGCUGUACGGGAGGAGAGACGGCAGCCUGCGGCCUACAACCCUCCCCCUGCGCGCCACCAGGCCCCGCCUCCAGAGGAGGAGGAUGACGAGGCCAACAGCUACGACUCGGACGAAGCCACCACGCUGGGCUCGAUGGAGUUCAGCCUGCUGUACGACCAGGACAACAGCAGCUUGCAGUGCUGCAUACUGAGAGCCAAGGGUCUGAAGCCCAUGGACUCCAACGGCCUGGCCGACCCUUACGUCAAGCUGCAUCUUCUGCCUGGAGCCAGCAAGUCCACUAAGCUCCGCACCAAGACACUGCGCAACACCCGCAACCCGGCCUGGAACGAGACGCUGGUCUACCACGGCCUGACCGAGGACGACAUGCAGCGCAAGACCCUCCGGCUGUCUGUGUGUGACGAGGAUAAGUUCGGACACAACGAGUUCAUCGGAGAGACUCGCGUUGCGCUGAAGAAGCUGAAGAUAAACCAGAAGAAGAACUUCAACGUGUGUCUGGAGAGGGUGGUCCCGAUGAAGCGGGCGGGGACUGCAGGAGCGGCGCGAGGUAUAUCACUCUACGAAGAGGAGCCAGGGAAGGAGGGCGAGGAGGUGGAGGAGAGGGGGCGGAUCCUGAUCUCUCUCAUGUACAGCACCCAGCAGGGCCGGCUCAUCGUGGGCGUCGUCCGCUGCGUUCACCUGGCCGCCAUGGACGCCAACGGCUACUCCGACCCCUUCGUCAAAAUCUGUCUGAAACCAGACAUGGGGAAGAAAGCCAAGAACAAGACUCAGACAAAGAAGAAGACCCUGAACCCUGAGUUUAAUGAGGAAUUUGGCUAUGACAUCAAACACAGCGAGCUGGCCAAGAAGACCCUGGAUGUCUCAGUGUGGGAUUACGACAUCGGCAAGUGCAACGACUACAUCGGCGGCUGCCAGCUGGGCAUCACGGCCAAGGGGGAGCGGCUGAAGCACUGGUACGAGUGCCUGAAGAACAAAGACAAGAAGAUCGAGCGCUGGCACACCCUGCUGAACGAGAACCACGUCUCCAGUGACUGAGCGGCCCGCUGCAUGCCCCGCCCCCUCUGCCCCGCCCUGCCCGCAGCCCCGCCCACAAUGUGAUGCUUUCAUUUCUCGUCUUCCAGCAAGCUAGCCACUGCUUCACCCCCCCCCCAACCCGCCCCCUUACCUGCCUCUCCUGUCCUGGCCCCACCCCCAUUAUUAUCCCCCCACCCCCAACAUCACCACGCCCUCUUUCUGGACACGCCCCUCCCAUCGACUGUUAAAAAAAGAGGUACAGGGUCACACCCCUCACAGGGAUCUGUGUGGGACACCCCUCCUGGGGAUCAGUGUGGGACACCCCUCCCGGGGAUCAGUGUGGGACACCCCUCCCGGGGAUCAGUGUGGGACACCCCGAUUCUCGGACGCCUAAAGAGCAUGACCACACUGCCCCUGCAGUCGCCAGGAAAUGUGGGAGACCCCGCGUGGGAUCCGGAGGUUUCGGGUUCCCUGUGUAGCGCGAGGAGGGACCGGUACCCCAAACGUGCCCCGCCCCCUUCUCUCACAACACACUCCGAACAGAGCAAAAUACCAAGGAGAACCCACACCGUUGACUUGAUUAUGACUGUUAAUAUUAAUGAUAAUGUACUACAGCGGCCAGUUCAAAAACAGCAUCCAGCGCUGCUGACAGAUGAGUGAGCUUCUGUAGCAAACUGCUCUUCACUCCGCUCUACAGCUGUUCUCUGCUGAGGCUCCUGGUGGAGCUGUGUGAUGCGAGACUCUGUUAAUUUAUAGCUGGGGAACUGGGCUUUUGAUUGGAACGCUGUUUAAUGGAAUCCUGGAUGGGGUAAAGCUGCUGUAGGCUUCAGAGAGGCAGCUGAAUUGAAACUGAACAGUAAUGGUGAAUGGUCAGUUGUAUACGGUAAUAGUAAUGAUGGCAUUUAUAGGCUGUGUAUAUCACCCUGGACCUGAUCCACUGCUAAAUUCAGAUUGGUUCUUACUUUAUGAUGAAUCGAAGAAACAUGAAACUCUUGACGUGCAAUUUCUGAAUUAAUUCUUAAAGUUAUUGAGAUAGUUCCCAUUAGAGAAAUACAAGAGAUGGUCUCGAUUAUUGGCUGUUGACCGAUUUUGGGUGUUGACUUAUUUAUCGAUUCUUAAAUAUUUAUCGUACUUGUUUUGUGUGUUUGGGGCGGUGGGAGGCGUUUUUGAAGGAAAGCAAAAGUGGUUGGAUUCUGCAAACGGACAUCAUUAGAAGUCUAAAUCAUAAGGUGAUGACUGCUCCUGCGAUGUCCGGUGUUUCAGGAGAGGAGGAACGUUCACCGAGCUCCUCAGCGUUCCGGGACCCCGAGCUGAGCAUGCUGUGGAUUCUCACAGUCAGCCGUCCUGCCUCAGCUUAGCUAGGCCCAAGCCUGCCUCCACAGGCUGCUCCCGGCUCUGCAUGCCUAUCGUCUGAGCCCCCUCCCUGUUUGCCCAAAGAGCAGUGCAUUAUGGGCCUGUGGUGCCCCCCCCCCCAAACCCC
Molecule: messenger RNA, 3724 nt
Organism: Anguilla anguilla (European eel)
Lineage: Eukaryota; Metazoa; Chordata; Actinopteri; Anguilliformes; Anguillidae
Product: rabphilin-3A-like
Exons: 20
Coding region: 397-2265 (622 amino acids)
Biological process (GO): intracellular protein transport
Cellular component (GO): membrane
Molecular function (GO): small GTPase binding
Source: RefSeq, a predicted model, not a curated record